AUGGAGUCUGCUGACUGUGGCUGCUUUCAAGGGCCACGAGCACCUGCUGUCUCUCUUACUUCAGGCAGGCAGUGUGUGGCGGCCCUCUUGCCCGUCACCUCUCCCACUCCCGCACACCCCGAGGCACACACCCCGGUGCACCUCGCCAGUUAUUAUGGCCACGUGGAGGUACUGGAGCAGCUGGCAGGUGCUGGCUGGCCCCUCACCGCCAGGGACAGUGAUGGCAACACACCCAUGCACUCUGCUGCGGCCGGGGGUAGAGUGACAUGUGUGCAGUGGCUGGUGCAGCGAGGCGGUGACACAAGUAUGCAAAAUAAUGCUGGACACACCCCGCUUGACAAGGUAGGCAGUGCGGAGGGGCAGGAGGGUGGACGUAUGCAAACUGUCUUACGAUCUGGUUCAAAGUUUAACAGAUAG
Scylla paramamosain (green mud crab) is the source of this 417-nucleotide messenger RNA. Its product is annotated as ankyrin repeat domain-containing protein 42-like. The record is from RefSeq and is a predicted model, not a curated record. The transcript has 2 exons. Gene Ontology annotation, molecular function: protein binding. The coding region runs from base 1 to 417 and encodes 138 amino acids. Lineage: Eukaryota; Metazoa; Arthropoda; Malacostraca; Decapoda; Portunidae.